GCAGGGUACAGGACUGGCAGAGAGGAGAUUGCCAAGAACACCAAAGGUCAGACGCCAGAUACAGAGGCUGUUCACUAUGGCCAUGUCACCUGAGGUAUUCCAGGAAGUAGAAACCGCUACUUGUCUCUUGAGUGGAAUGUCCUCAGUGGCUUCAAGGAUAAGUCGGGCAAGUUUAUCAGUACUUUUCUUCAUCCGCUUUGGAAUUUUGCUGCUUGGAUAUAAAACAAUAUGGCUGGAUGAAGAGAGAGAUUUUAUUUGCAACUCUACAAGGUUACUCUGCAUGCCAAGCUGCUUCGAUGAGUUCUUACCUAUCUCCUCCUUCAACCUUUUCGCAUUACAAAUAGUGGCUUUGCUUACACACUCACUAUGUGUGGCCUGCUUAGCUCGUUCCGCCAUUCAGGCACGGGAAGGCUGGUUGCAAGCCCAGCUUAGGAGAAAGAAAGUACAGAUGAACCUUCAUGUAAUUGGACUGCUAAGUCGGAUGCUCAUCGAGGUCCUCUUCAUCCUUACAUACUUUAAAGUUACAGAAGGGUUUGUGCACCAGAAGACAAUUCAUUGCCGCUCUACACUGUGCGAAAAAUCCGUUAUAUGUACAGAUAUAAAUUCAACUGUGAAAAAUAUCUUCAGCUUGUGUCUGUGCGCAGCGUCUGCCACCAGUGCCAUGGUCUGCCUGUGGGAGUUAGUAGCCAGCUUUCAAGUCAUGCAGAAUAUAAACCAACCAGCAUCAACCACCCAGGUGCAAUGGAAAAAGCAGCACUUCUAGGUGAUUCAUUGACCUCAAACCUGAUGUUUUAUAGCAGAACCCAUCACUGGAUAUGGACAGACUGUAAAUGUCAUUCUUUGCAACUGAAUAAAACAUCUACACACAACUUCCUCCCCUCCCAGUAACAGAUGUGCGUGCAGACCAUAGGUUUCCAAGGGUUACAUGACCAAAGUCCAGAUAUGCGUCCUCUGUAUCACAACCGUAAUUGUCCUUUAUGAAUACACAUUGGAUGCUGUGUUCCUGUUGUACUACUGCACAUAGAUCCAGCUACACAGUGUAUGGUAUUUCACUUGAGCUCAAUAUCUUAAAGGGGUUGGCUGCUUUCUGGCUACUGUUGCACCAAUGUGUUUGUAAGAGGACUAUACGGCACUUACUAAUAUAC
Molecule: messenger RNA, 1145 nt
Organism: Bufo bufo (common toad)
Lineage: Eukaryota; Metazoa; Chordata; Amphibia; Anura; Bufonidae
Product: gap junction beta-1 protein-like
Exons: 2
Coding region: 77-763 (228 amino acids)
Biological process (GO): cell communication
Cellular component (GO): connexin complex
Source: RefSeq, a predicted model, not a curated record